Messenger RNA from Octopus sinensis (East Asian common octopus), 1170 nucleotides. Its product is annotated as WW domain-binding protein 4. Gene Ontology annotation, biological process: mRNA splicing, via spliceosome. Lineage: Eukaryota; Metazoa; Mollusca; Cephalopoda; Octopoda; Octopodidae. Gene Ontology annotation, molecular function: protein binding; RNA binding; zinc ion binding. Gene Ontology annotation, cellular component: nucleus; precatalytic spliceosome. The transcript has 10 exons. The coding region runs from base 115 to 1116 and encodes 333 amino acids. The record is from RefSeq and is a predicted model, not a curated record.
GCUGCUGCUGUUGCUGCUGCUGCUGCUGAUGUUGCUGUUGCUGCUCUGACUGCUGCUGCUGCUGUUGUGGUGGUGCUUGUUGGCGCAUGCGUACUAUAAACUUCUGGUGGAACCAUGGCUGAUUAUUGGAAAUCCCAGCCAAGGAAGUUUUGUGAAUUCUGUAAAUGUUGGCUUACUGAAAAUAAACCAAGUAUCGAAUUUCAUGAGAAGGGAAAACGUCAUCAAGAAAAUGUGCGGAAGAAAAUUGAUACAAUCAAAAAGAACAGCCUGUCUGAGUCAAAGAAAAGAAAAGAAAUGGAAAACGACAUGGAGAGUCUUAAUAAGGCAGCUUUAGAAGCUUUUAAGAAAGACAUAAUUAAUGACCCUUCAUUAGCCAAACAAUAUGGUAUCUCUCUACCAACCAAAAAACAAAGUGAUUCUGAUAAUGAUGUUCCUGUCAACAAACCAGUUCUUGAGGCAGAAACAGUGGUUGCAGAAACUACAGAUUCCCAAAAUCCAGACAUUAUUGGUAAACCCGAAGAGGAAGAACAUCCAAUUGAAGAGGAAACAACAGACUGGUAUGAAGCUGUCUCAGACGAAGGCUACCAUUAUUAUUGGAACACUAAAACUAACGAAUCUGUUUGGGAAAAACCAGAGCAGUUCCACAGUCUUCAAGAACAAGGUCUCAAUGAAGAUGGAACGGAAAUGACAGCCGAAAACAAUGAAGUUACAGAUUCAAAAGAAUCUGAAACUGAAAAAGAAGCAGAGAAAACAGAAGAAGUCAAAACUGAAAAAGUCAAAACUGAAAAAGUCAAAACAGAAGCAGUCAAAACAGAAUCAGAUUUGAAGCCUUCAUCUACUCCUGCAAGAUCUCAGACAAAUCGCAGUUCUUCCCGCUCUGCCUAUGGUCAAUGGACAACAUAUGAAAAAACAGCAGAAUUUGUUGAUUAUGAGUUGCCUUCGGUUCCCGAAGAAAUGCCUCUACUGACAUUUUCCUCAGAAGAACCAGCCAAAAUGAAAUUCAAAGAAAAGCGACUAACACUUGCAGAUCUUCCUGACGGCGAAAUUAUUGCAUUUAAAAAGCGUAAAAUUUCUAAAGGUUCACGGAAUAUCCGUGGGAAAUUAGACGACGACUGACAUUUUUACUUAAUAAAAUAAAAUUUAAAUAAAAAUACUACAAAUAUUUAUUUU